Messenger RNA from Hydra vulgaris (swiftwater hydra), 1226 nucleotides. Its product is annotated as mitochondrial nicotinamide adenine dinucleotide transporter SLC25A51. Gene Ontology annotation, molecular function: NAD transmembrane transporter activity. The record is from RefSeq and is a predicted model, not a curated record. Lineage: Eukaryota; Metazoa; Cnidaria; Hydrozoa; Anthoathecata; Hydridae. Gene Ontology annotation, cellular component: mitochondrion.
UUUAACCAUAAAAACUCGACCCUAAUCGCAUCGCAUUAUUUGAUAAAAUUUUUCUUAAAUGAUAUAAAUAUACAAUUAAACAUAAAUUACUUCAUAAAUUCUUCAGCAAUAGAUUUUAAUAGUUUGUUAUGAUAACGUAGUGUUUAAAUUAAAGCAUUUUUAAUCUUAUUAAGAUAAGCUGCACUAUUUAUUUUUCUGCAAUAUUCAUUUUUCAUGUGAUCUUAAACAUUGUUAAUCUAACUGAACCUAUUCAUUUGGAUGCUUGAUCAUAAAAACCAUUCAGGUUGGCAUGAAUUUGCAGCUGGGGCAGGCGCAUCUUUUAUUAAUUUAGCAUGCACAUUUCCUGCGCACAAGGCAAUGCUACGUCAGCAGGUUGACUCUAUUACACUUUAUAGAGCUGUCAAUCAACUGAAACAAGAAGGUAUUUUUAAACUAUAUCGUGGGUUUGCACCACCACUCAUUCAGAAAUGUGCUGGACUUUCUUUAAUGUUUGGUUCAUAUCAUGCCUUUGAAAAAAUGUUUUCUGAAAAUUUUCCUUCAUACAGUUCUCUUACAAUAAAGAUAGCUGCAGCUCUGCUUGCCGGGAGUAUAGAAGCCUUGUUAGCCCCGUUAGAGCGAAUGCAAACUUUGCUUUCCAUUUCCGAACACAAGGACUACGUUUACGUUCGAAAUACAUUGCAUACUUUUUUAAAGAUUAAAAAGCACUAUAACUGGAAAGAAUACUACAGGGGAUUCACGCCGAUCUUAUUGCGUAAUGGACCAAGUACUGCAGUUUUUUUUGUUUGUCGAGAGUCUAUUAAACAAUCUUUUCCUACACCCCAUAAUAGCAUAGAAAAUGUUGUUGAGGAUUUUUUAAGUGGUGCCCUAUUAGGUGCAUGUAAUAGUACAUUAUUUUACCCCCUGAAUGUUGUAAAAGUGAACAUGCAAAAACGGCUGGGUGAAGAAUAUAAAAGUAUAGUUGUAACAAUUCAGGAGAUUUAUCGUUUGCGCGGUGGAAGUAUACAAAAUUUGUAUUUUGGUGUUCAUUUGAAUUUUAGCCGAGCCUUGGUCUCUUGGGGCAUUAUUAAUGUAUCUUAUGAAUACAUUAUGAAAGUUUUGUCUAGAACAGACAAAUAAGUUUUUUAGCUUGUUACAUGUAUAAUAUAUAUGUUACUUAUAAAAGGUAAUUGUAAAUAAAAAAAUUUACUAACUAGCCAUUGCAGUUAAAAAUAAAAUAUUUUUUUUAA